AUGGGGCCCGUUGUGUCAUCGGCACCAUUCAUGCCCCCUAUAGACGCAGUUGAAAGGUGUAGCGUCUUUUUGUUUGGUGACCUUACUGGCCCAUUCGAAGAUGAUCUGCGACAAUUGCUUCAUUGCAAGAACAAUGCGGUACUUCAAGCUUUCUUCGACCAGGUGAAUCUUGGUUACCGACAAGAAUUUGCUGCCCUACCAGCUGAACAGCAAGAAUGGCUACCAAGAUUCACUGAUCUUGUAGACCUCGUGUCAAAUCUUGACGGUACGACUGGAGCACAUGUGCUGAGAUUUAGCCUUCUCUGCGUGUAUCAGUUGGGUCGUUUCAUAUUAUCAAAUUCGUAUCCUGAAGCUACUACCUCAACGUUGAUCGGCGUGUGUACUGGUUCUUUUGCAUCAGCAGCGGUAUCAUCGUCGCAAACGAUGGCAGAACUGGUUCCUGCUGGUGUGGAGGCCGCACUUGCGGCGUUCAGAACAGGACUGCAUUCUUUCAAAAUGCAGCGAGAUAUUGAGCCCAUAUCGACCGAGGGAGCUCGGUCAUGGUCAUUCAUCGCCAACUUGACGGAGUCACAAGCUCUCAAAGCCUUGGAAGAUUUCGGCUCUGAAGCACAUCUACCACAAAAUCAACGACCUUAUAUUAGCGCCAUCUCCCCAUCUGGAGUGUCAAUCAGCGGACCUCCUCGAAAUCUACACCGCCUGAUUGAUGCCUAUUCCGUUAAGGCACAUUUGAUCCCGAUCCACUCUCCUUAUCAUGCGCCUCAUCUGUAUGGACAAGACGAGGUUGAAGAAGUUCUGGGGUGCCUUCGAAACGAGGAUUUGAGAGAUUAUCGCCAGAAAAUUCCAAUCCUGUCUAUGGCGACAGGCGCUGACACGCCAGCCCAGGAUUUCCAAGGGCUGCUGCGUCAAGCCGUCAGAGAAUGUCUUCGGGAGCAAGUACGAUGGGACAAGGUUUGCAACGCGCUCAAAUCUCGCCUCUCACAAUAUCCGUCCUUGAGAUCAUGUACAGUGGUCCCAGUGACAUCGAAUGCAGCUUCUUUGCUGUGCACCUCUCUUCAACAAGAGUCGCAGUUAAGUGUAGCCAUCUCGCACACGCUGAACACCAAGGUUGAGCGUGGAACUACGGGUCCAGCACCAGGAAAAUUCCAGGACUCAAAAAUUGCCAUUGUCGGUUUUUCUGGUCGUUUCCCUGAAGCGGCCUCGAACGAUGAGCUCUGGAAGGUGCUCCAAGCGGCUCGGGACUGCCACCGCACCAUUCCCGAGGAUCGCUACGACUGGGAGGCACACUUCGAUGCCGACGGCAAGAAAAAUCAUUCUCGAGUCAAAUUUGGCUGUUUCAUCAACGAACCAGGUGUUUUUGAUGCGCGAUUCUUCAACUUAUCGCCUCGGGAGGCCGAGAACACAGACCCAGCGCAGCGGCUAGCGCUAAUGUCAGCGUACGAAGCCAUGGAAAUGGCAGGACUAGUACCUGACCAGACGCCGUCCACGCAGCGUGACCGCAUCGGCGUUUUCUUUGGCGUGACAAGCGAUGACUGGCGAGAGGUGAAUAGCGGACAGGAUAUCGACACAUAUUUCAUCCCCGGAGGCAAUCGGGCAUUUGUGCCAGGGCGUAUCAGCUACUUCUUCCGCUUGUCCGGGCCUUCCAUCUCUGUAGAUACAGCUUGUUCGUCAAGCUUUGCGGCCAUCUCGACAGCAUGCAACUACCUCUGGCAAGGCGAUUGCGAUUCAGCUAUUGCGGGCGGCACCAAUGUGCUCACAAAUCCAGAUAACUUUGUCGGCCUCGACCGCGGCCACUUCCUUUCCACCACAGGAAACUGCAACCCUUUUGACGACUCAGCAAGCGGAUAUUGUCGCGCAGAUGGAGUGGGUGCAGUAGUAUUGAAGAGGGUUGAGGAUGCUGUCGCUGAUGGUGACCCUAUCUUUGGGGUCAUUGCAGGGUGCAGCACUAACCACUGCGGGCAAACUGUGUCGAUCACUCGGCCCCAUGAGGGAGACCAACUGUCUCUGUUCAGGCGGAUUUUGCGGCACACCAACACCGACCCGACAGAUGUUAGCUAUGUCGAGAUGCAUGGGACAGGCACCCAGGCGGGCGACGCUGCUGAGAUGCGCUCGGUGCUAUCUGCCUUUGCCUGGGACGACAGACGGAGCAGCAUGCAGCCAACAAGGCCACUGCAUUUGGGAGCAGUCAAGGCGAACAUCGGCCAUUCGGAAUCGGCCUCAGGUGUGACGGCGUUGAUCAAGGUGCUGAUGAUGAUGCAGCACAGUGAAAUCCCACCGCACCGCCUGGACGGCGUGUUGAACCGCAACUACCCAGAUGACAUGGCGGAGCGCAAUGUGCAUAUUCCCUUCCAAGCGACGGCAUGGCGGCGGGACGACUGUCCGGGGAAAAAGCGGAUGGCGUUUCUCAACAACUUCAGUGCGGCGGGAGGAAACACGGCCGUGCUGUUGGAAGACGCGCCGCUCCAGCGCCAAGUCACGUGUCAGCCCGAUGCACGUGACGUGCUGCCCGUCGCUGUGACUGCUAGAACUAGCGAAUCGCUUAUAUACAAUCUCCGCGCCCUGAUCGACCAUCUCCAACGUUAUCCAGACGUCCCGCUGCCAGCACUCUCAUAUACCACCACUGCUCGCCGGGCGCACCACAGGUUCCGCGUGCUCGUUUCGGGUGCCAAUGUCGAAGCCAUCACUUCUGCGCUGCAGCGUCGUGUGGACGAUGGAGAAUCUAUCAAGGCUGUCAAGCCCGUGCCGCCCAAUAUCGCUUUUGUCUUCACAGGCCAGGGCACUCUGUAUGCUGGCAUCGCGAAACAACUUUAUCAUCAUGUCGCCGUGUUCCGUAGCGACCUGGAGCGCUUUGAUCGCAUCGCGCGCUGCCAUGGCUUCCCAAGCUUCCUGUCUCUGGUCAGUGGCGCUGAAGGAGAUAUUGAUGCGCAUACCGUUGAUCCUGUUGUGGCGCAUCUAGCUGUUACCUCCGUGCAAAUGGCCCUGUCACAUCUUUGGAGGCUGUGGACAGGGGAGCCCUCGUGCGUGACCGGCCACAGCUUGGGCGAAUAUGCUGCACUGUACACGGCCGGCGUCUUGUCCGCAAGCGACACUAUUUACCUCGUAGGAAGUCGUGCACAGUUGCUGGUCAAGCACUGCUCCAGAUCCACGCAUACAAUGCUUGCGGUCAAGGGACCCGCGACCGUGGUCGAGGACGCUGCCGACUUGGCGGGCUUGGGUUGCGCGAUUGCCUGCAUCAACUCCCCAGUGAGUACGACAAUUAGCGGGCCCAGGGAAGGCAUUCAAAAUUUGUCCAAACUAUUGCAAAACAACAAAAUUGAUGCAGUGCCUUUGGAUGUGCCUUACGCGUUUCACUCCUCACAGGUGGACCCUAUAUUGGACGAAUAUGAGCACCUAGCCAAUUGUGUACACUUUCACGAGCCUACUAUUCCAUACAUGUCUCCCUUGCUAUCCGAGACGGUGACUGGAACUGGCAUCCUCAACGCCUCUUACCUGGUACGGGCGACUAGGCAAUGCGUCAACUUCCACGGAGCCAUCGACGCCGCGCGCGAGACCAAGAUGGUGAAUGACAGUACCAUAUGGCUUGAGCUCGGAACGCACCCAGCUUGCUCUACCAUGAUCAAGCAAACUAUUGGAGCCCAAGUAGUCACUGUAUCUACUCUAAGAAGAGAUGGAAACACAUGGAAACUCGUUGCACAAGCUCUUGAUACCCUGUACCAUUCAGGGACUGAGGUACAGUGGAGCCAGUUCCACCAUGGCUUUUCGGCUGCUCAACGAGUCCUUUCUCUACCCAGUUAUAAAUGGUCACUCAAGCGCUAUUGGAUACAAUACCGCCAUAAUUUUUGCCUCACCAAGGGCGACGAUCCGCUCACAUUGAUUCCAAAGAAUUCCCCGCUUCCACUUCCGACCAGCCCUGUAGAAACUUUAUCGUCAUCUGUUCAUCGCGUCAUCGAGGAGACCACCUCUACCGAGGCUGCAACCUUGCUAGUUGAGUCUGAUUUGCAUGAUAAUCGAAUGUCUCCCAUCAUUUCUGGACACAAGGUGAACACGGCCAUGCUAUGCCCAUCAUCUUUGUAUGCCGACAUGGCCUUCACCAUUGCCAAACGCAUGCUCAAGGCCAAUGACAUGCUCCACGAAAUGACGGGCCUUGACUGUAGUACAAUGAACAUCAAGCGCCCGUUGAUCAUGCGUCCUGAUGCUACUUCUCAACUGCUGCGGGUAUCUGCAGAGGCUAAAUGGCUCGAGAACGUGAUACAUUUGACCUUUUUCAGUGUCGAUUCAAAUGCGCGCAUGUUGUCAGAACAUGCGACUUGUAGGGUGAAGGUCGUCCAAAAUCAGGCCUGGCAAAAGGAAUGGAAACGCGGUGCCUAUCUCAUAUCGAGCCGGAUCUCGUCUCUACACGAAGCUGUUGACAGAGGCAGCGCACAUAAACUGAAACGGGGUCUUGCUUACAAACUGUUCUCCAGUCUCGUUGAUUAUAGUCCAGAGUAUCAAGGCAUGGAACAAGUCAUUCUUGAUAGUGAAAGCCUCGAAGCCACAGCCCAAGUCAAGUUUCAGGUCGGCGAGCAAGGAUUUGACUGGAACCCUUGCUGGAUUGAUAGUCUGGGACAUAUCGCUGGGUUCAUCAUGAAUGGGAACGAGAAUGUGUACGCCAAGGAUCAGGUGUUCAUCAAUCAUGGCUGGGAUGCUAUGCGAUGUUCGAAGGUGGUUGAAUAUGGCAAGACAUACACUACAUAUAACCGGAUGCAGCUCGAGGCUGGCACCAUGUACGUUGGUGACACCUACAUAUUUGACGGCCAAGAAGUGAUUGCAGUGUUCGAAGGGGUCAGAGGCGUGAAUCGCUCAGUUCUAGACAGUCUUCUUCCGGGAAAAACCAGACCAGGGCUGACGAAAGCUGCUGAGGCUAGCCAGCUUAGUGGAGACACACUUCCCAAACCAGCCAAGCCGCGCAUUUCUCGCGCCUCUGAACCCAAAAUGUCACCCACGUCCACCAAAUCUCAGCCUAGCAAAGCCGCAGGGAUCAAGAAAAUCAUAUUAGAAGAAGCUGGGAUGACCGAAGAUGAACUUGAUCUGGACGCAGAGUUCAACGACUUGGGUGUAGAUUCGCUCCUCUCCCUUACCAUUGUUGGCCGCCUCCAAGACGAGUUAAGCAUCGAGAUGCCGACUUCCGCCUUUAUGGAACAUCCCACAAUAAGAGCCUUUAUAAGCUACGCUGGAGGUGAAGAGUCAUCGGGCUCAUCAUCAGCCCAGAGUGCAAGCUCAACGCCAGUCUUGACUGGAUUGAAAGACGAUGAGCAUUAUUUCACGGAUGCAACUUCGAUUAGUGAAGAUAGCGUUGAUUCGAACGUUGAUAUUGUAGCAAUCAUUCGAAAAAUCUUAUCAGAAGAGACGGGCACCAGUAUUGACGAGAUAUCGACCAACACCCCGCUCGCUGAGCUUGGAGUUGAUUCGCUUCUGGGGCUCACAAUCAUGGGCAGACUCUCCGAAGAAGUCGACAAAAAACUUCCCACGAGCCUAUUCGAUGAAAGCGAGACAAUUGGAGAUGUUGAAAACGCUCUAUGUGAUGCUGGUCUAGUUGAGAAGACCAAAAAAAGCAAAGUCGAGGUCAAGCGUCAGCAUAAGGCUCAAUCGACCACCAACAAAGUCGCAGAACCAGCCGUGGUUUCGGAACCGUCUUUAGAUCCAAGCGUGGAACCACAUGCAACUUCAGUGUUGCUUCAAGGAUCUUCCAAGCGAGCAAAGAAGAUCCUAUUCCUUUUCCCAGAUGGAGCCGGAUCCGCAACCUCUUAUCAUGCGCUCGCUGACAUCUCUCCGGACGUGGUCGUCUAUGGUUUAAAUUGCCCAUGGCUGAGGACGCCGCAGGAUCUUAAGUGUUCACUCGAGCACUAUGUUGCUAAAUUUCUCAUCGAAGUCCGCCGACGGCAACCUCAGGGCCCAUACCACUUCGGUGGUGUGUCUGCUGGCGGCAUUCUCGCAUACGAGGCAGCACAACAGCUCGAAAGCGUAGGCCAGAAGGUUGAUACUUUGAUAUUACUCGAUACACCCAAUCCAGUAGGAUUAGAAAAUCCGAAUUCACGAAUGUAUGACUUUCUGGAUAGCUUGGGUAUGUUCGGCAUGGGCGCAAAGCAGGCUCCCAAGUGGUUGCGUCCGCACUUCGACGCGUUUCUCACCUUACUCGACGCUUAUCAAGUGAGGAGGUUCGUAGGGCCAUCGCCGCCUACAACCCACAUCGUUUACGCUCGCGAUGGCAUGUGCAAGCACGAAAGCGAUCCUCGGCCGGAGAUACGCCCAAAUGAUCCACGUGAAAUGCUGUGGCUGAUAAACAAUCGCACCGACUUCACUGGCGCUGGGUGGAACUCUUUGGUGGGCAAGAUGAAUCUACGCGUCUCUGUUCUGGACGAUGUCAAUCACUACACGAUCAUGCAGCCUGGUCCACAGAUGCGGGAACUUGCCAAACGCAUUGCACACGCGUUGGAGGCAUGA
Periconia digitata is the source of this 6477-nucleotide messenger RNA. Lineage: Eukaryota; Fungi; Ascomycota; Dothideomycetes; Pleosporales; Periconiaceae. The record is from the annotation of a GenBank genome assembly.